AUGUCAUUUCGUCGAAAUGAUAUUCGUACUCGAUCGAUUAGUACUGGUCGUCGACAACAAACUCGAUUCUAUUCGAAUGAGUCUGUCACUGAUUUAACAUCAAAUAUAGAUUCAAUACCAAAUGAUUUACCAGAAUUAUCAAGAAUCGUUCGAAAAUUAUUACCACAAGAAAUUCCAGUAAAAGUACAUGUGCGAAAUGUUGAUUAUAUUGAAAAUGAAUGUGAACAAUUAAGUGGAACUUUAUACUUGACAACAUUUCGACUUGUCUUUGCACCAGAUAAUGAAGUGGAAAAUAAUAAUUUUAUUAUUUCUGGAAAUAAAUAUAUUAGUGAAUAUGACAUUCCAUUAACAUCUAUUUAUAAAAUUGUGGUUGCUCCGGUUGAUUCUCGGCUAGGUUUUAAAUCAUUUUUAAAUGAAAAUCAAAUUCAAUCAGAAACAAGAUCAUUUACAAUCAUCACUCGAGAUUUUCGAAAGAUAACAUUUUCAAAUUGUUCAGUUAUUAAAUCAAAUUCAAUUGGUAAUAAACAACAAUUAUUUGCAACAAAUAUGGAAACAUAUAUCAACACAUUAAGCAAACAUUCUCAUAUUUACAAUAAAGAACAAUUAUAUCCUUAUGUUGCUUUACAAACACCUUCAACAAAUCAAUAUGGUCGUCCAUUAUCACCAUUAGCAUCUUCGUCUAGUGGACGAUCUGUAGAUGAUGAUAUUAAUGAUUUUUGUGCAAGUAAUGAUGAACGUAUAAAAAGUUAUUUAACUUAUCCAGAUUGGGAGGAUGAAUUAUAUGAUGCUAAUGAAUCACAAUGGGUUGUUAAUCGAAUGAAAUUUGAUAGAUCAUCUAUUGUACAAGAUGAAGGUCCAUUCAUUCGUUUAGCACAUGGAAACAUGAAUGAUGAUUUUAAUGAUUUAAUUUGGCAUUGGACUCAUACAUCUGAAAAUAGCAAUCGAACAAAAUAUAUGCUUAUUACUAUACCAAAUAUAGGAGAAAUAACAAUAGCUGGAGAUUCUGAAGUUUAUGAUAAUGAGAAAAAACAAGAGAAAUCUUUUAUUUCGAUUUUAAACAGUGGUGAAUCUUCUUCCAUAAACAAAUCAGCAUCAUCAUCAUCAACACCACAGUGGUUUCUAAACUUAUCAAAAAAAUUAUGUUCAACUACAAAUAAUGAUUUACCGGUGAUACUUACGAAUGAACCUAAAACAACAACAACUGGUGGAUUAAUGAUUGUACCACCAAAAUCGCCCAGUAUUGAUUUACGUCGUACUGCAACAGAUUCGGCUUUAAUGUAUUCCGCUCAUUAUAUCUAUGAUCAACCAUUUCGACGUUAUAAUUUAUCAAAAUUUCCAUGUAAUUUAAAACGUUUACAAGCUAGUUACGAAAAAUUAAUUGAAAUAUGUGUUAUAUCUCCUGAAGAUGAUGAUGAUAAAUGGUUAACUAAAAUAAAUACAUGUAAAUGGCUUAAAUAUAUAUCAAAAGCAUUACAUGGAGCUGCUUCAUUAGCUAAAUUACUUAAUUAUAAAAAUAUUCAAUUAUCUGGAAGUGAUAUAGAUAAUAGUUGUUUGAUGGCAUCAUUAAUUCAAAUAUUACUUCGACCAAAGUGUCGUACAAUUAAAGGUUUUUGUGAAUUAAUUAUUCGUGAAUGGAUUAUUCGUGGUCAUCCAUUUCGUGAACGUUUUGGACAAGUUAUUUCACAUGUUGAUGGAUAUAAUGUACAAGAAGCACCAGUUUUUCUUCUCUUUCUCGAUUGUAUUCAUCAAUUAAUUAAUCAAAAUCCAUUUUCAUUUGAAUUUAAUGAUUAUUUUUUACUUGAACUCUAUCGUGAUAUUUGUUAUUGUUAUCAUCAUACAUUUGUGUUCAAUUCCAUAGCUGAACGUCUUCAUGCUGUAAAUAAUUGUCCAAAAAAUCUUUUACUUCUAUCAUCAUUUGAUUUUUCACUCUAUCUUUAUCGAAAUACAUAUCGUUUAUUAAAAAAUCAUGCAUCUAUAUUUACUGAUGAAAAAUAUUUUUCUUCUCGUCAACAACCAUCAAAGCGAGUUGUUUAUCGUCUUGAAGCACCUAAACCAAAUAAUUCUAGACGUGAGAAUAAUAAUAUAUCACCUAGAAAUAAUUCAUUACCAUUAAAUUCCGAAGAAUUUGACUAUAAUACAAUUGAAUCUCCACAAAAAUUUACAUCUGAUCUUCAAGUUGAUUGGCGUAUAUUUAAUAUCGUUUUAUGGUCAAAAUGUUAUUGUCGUUAUGAUCAAAAUUAUUUACCAACAAUACGUGAACAACAAUUAUCUUUUGAAAUUAAUUGUUCUCAAGAUGAUAUGGAAAAUGCAUAUAUAAGACCUCGACCGCAUAUAUCAAUAGAUAAAUUUCAUUCUAUAAAAUAUGCAAAUUCUUGGCAUCCACAAAUGUUAGAAACUCGUGUAUAA
This is a messenger RNA of Adineta steineri, 2406 nucleotides long. The record is from the annotation of a GenBank genome assembly. Lineage: Eukaryota; Metazoa; Rotifera; Eurotatoria; Adinetida; Adinetidae.